Rotaria sordida is the source of this 420-nucleotide messenger RNA. Lineage: Eukaryota; Metazoa; Rotifera; Eurotatoria; Philodinida; Philodinidae. The record is from the annotation of a GenBank genome assembly.
AUGUGUGAAUGUAAUAAAAUGGAUAUGAAAUUUCGACAUUUUUUAUUACUUAUAUUGGAUGAUUUAUCUGAUAUUGAUCGAUGUCGAUUACAUUUUGUUCUUGGAAAACAAAUACCAAGACGUUUAAGACAAUCAAAUAGUAUUGAAAAUACAAUUCAAAUAUUCGAAUAUUUAAUCGAUACUGGAAAAAUUUUUACUUGUCUUGUUGAAGCUUUAUCCGCUUGUGGAAGAUCAGAUUGGUCAAAAAUAUUAAAAGAUUUUGAAACAACAUCUUCUCUAUCAAUAACUCAGCCACAUCGACAAUCACAUACAGAAAUGACAUUAACUAAAUCAACAUUAGAUGAAAUAAUAGAUGAUGAAGAAGAUUCGAGUUUUUCGUUUUUUAAAGUUUUUACUAAAAAUCUUUGUCUUUUUAAUUGA